Molecule: messenger RNA, 3109 nt
Organism: Dreissena polymorpha
Lineage: Eukaryota; Metazoa; Mollusca; Bivalvia; Myida; Dreissenidae
Exons: 6
Coding region: 206-1873 (555 amino acids)
Biological process (GO): protein polyubiquitination; proteasome-mediated ubiquitin-dependent protein catabolic process
Molecular function (GO): zinc ion binding; ubiquitin protein ligase activity
Source: RefSeq, a predicted model, not a curated record
UGACAGUUUAUUUGGUUUCUGUUUAGUUCAAAAUACUUGAUGGCUUAACCAUUUUAGGUUUAACUGGGUUUUUGCUCAGUACAUAUUUUGUGAUUGCUUGACUUUUUAAUAAAAGAUUUAAAUUAUGUCUUUUCUGAACUAGUUAAUCGUAUUGACAGAGAUACUGUGAAAUUAAGAAUUUUCCUGAACGUUUUGUUUGCUUAAAAUGUCAAUUAUCAAAAUGGCAGACUUGUCUACGUUUUCUCAUGCCAAAGGCUCUGAUGAGGUUAAGGAUUGUAUUUGUUCGUCAUGCAAAGAGCAAGCACAUGCAGAUUUUUACUGCAAAACAUGUUUGAAACUUUAUUGUGGGAAAUGUAUUCAGUUGCAUGAUAAGUGGUUUAGAAAACAUUCAGCAUAUGGAAGGAAUGACAUGAAAGAAUGGCCAUUUUCAAAAGAGGUGGAGGAAUUUCUAUUGAAGUGUGAAGCGCACAAGGAUGACAAAAUUGAAAUGUUAUGUGAUGACCACAGUCAGCUGUGCUGCACAAAGUGUGCCUUCAAUGAUCACAGCAAGUGCAGUAAAGUGACCCCGAUUUCGGAGCUGACCAACAUGCAGCCCACAGACCUACAGGGACUGUCAGUGGAGCUGGAAACUGUCAUGGGGGGAAUCAAAAGCCUACAGAUAAAUCAGGAGGCCAGUGUUCAGUCAUUGCAGAGAACAUACAAGGAACAUGGGGCAGUCAUGAUAGAACAAUUUCGUGGAAAUUUAAAUACUAACAUUGAUGAGUGUGGUAAUAGUUCUGUUGGUACAUCGGGCAAAAAUUUAAAAGAAGAAAUGUGUUGGAGUGUUCUUUCUAUCUUGAAUGAAUUUGAUAAUAUUACUGUGAAGGAACUAAACGAGAUAAAAGAGGAAGUUAUAAGCAUAAAAGGGUCAGUUACAAGUUCUAUUCAUAAAUGCACCAGUCUUCACAAUGACUUGUCACAUUUCCAUGAAAUUGUUCAGAAAAUUGGAGAUAAUAAGGAGCUCUGCCUUAUAGCCAGCAUAAAAUGUAAGCAUAUAAUACAGCAGGCAUUGACUCUGCUAGGAAAGUCAGGCAAGGCGAUUAAGGUCCAGAGUAAUACUGUGCACAAUGUGAGAAUACCAAGUGAUUCAGAUGAAUGUUGGAUCUCAGGCAUAUGUGUUCUUCCCGAUGGGCAGGCACUGGUUGUAGACUGGAAAAAUCAGAAUGUUAAGCUGCUGAACCAGCAGUACCAGGUGGUGAGUCACUGGGAUGUGAAUGCUCGGCCAGUUGACAUUUGUUUGAUCACACCCAGUGAGGUUGCAGUGGCUGUGAUUGACAAUGAUAGCAAGAUACAUGAGGUCCAGUUUAUCACUGUAAACCAGGGAAAGCUUGUUCCUGGCCGGAAGUUUCAGUUACAACAUGAAUGUAGAGGUAUUGACCAUCACCAAGGAGACCUUUUUGUCAUCUCUAGUGAAGAACUGUACAAAUACACACUGAAUGGCAAACAGGUCUGCAGUCUCUAUAGGUCAUUUGAUGGUACAGUAGACAGGUGUGCUGUGAGUACCACAGGAGACAGGCUGUACAUCACCAGCCACUGGCUGCACAAGCUUCUCACCCUGGCCAGGGAUGGCACACUCCUGGCUACAUACACAGACCCAGCACUACUGCACUCAGAUGGUCUACAUGUGACCCCUGCAGGCCAGGUGCUGGUCUGUGGAUGGAUAACCAACACUGUACUACAGGUGGGCUGGGAGGGUAAGAGUAAGCUGGCUACUUUUGCUACUCAGAAGGAUGGAGUGAGGUACCCAUGGUCAGUCUGCUACAGCAGCACCACAUCCUCCAUCAUUGUGGGACAGUACAACAACAACAACAUCCUUGUGUUCAGAGUGGAAUAGUGUGUACAUUCGCUGCUGAGUCAGGACAAGGAUGCUGAGGAUGUGGUGGACAAGGAUGACCUGAAUACACAGAAGGAGAGCCCCGGUUUUGAGAGUUGGUACGGCAACGGCACCAGUCGGGCCCGCAGAAGCCUCAAGUCAAGCACGACCCCUCCCCUGACCCCUAGCUUCUCCCAUUUUACAUCCAGCUUCAAAGGGUCAGCAUCGUUGAACAAAUUCCUCCUAUAGAAAAUUUUGAGCACAAAGAGUUUUCACACAUGGUUAUCAUCAACCACAAUUUUUGUGUCGAGUGAUCCGCACUUGAGCCUGAUUGGUUUGUUAGACCCGAGUGCCGGAGAUGGGACAACCGUUACAGACACAAUGACUUAUUGCAGCAGUUAUGGCAACAUGUACAGUCAGUUCUCAAUGUUGGACUUCACAACUAAUAUCACGAUAAAUACAAAGUAGGAUAACUCGUUCCAUUCUUUUUGGGACAAACAAUACAACGGAAAGAAACAAAAGAAAAUCAAGGAAUAUUUGUAGAGUUUUAGUCGGAAGCGUAUGCUUACCACUGGGAUACUCCUGGACAGUCGUAACUUUACGGACAGUCCCGGUUUGUCCUCACAGGUGUCCAAACUGUCCAAAGAGAACGCACUUUUGACGCAGUUGCUAACAAAGAAAGGCAGCACCGACUUUGUUGUGAACACUCAUAGCAUCCAUGGCCAUGCCUCAGGCAGGAAGUUCGACCAACAGCUGAAACAAGGUGCUAAAGGUCAACCCAUCAGGGUUUGUAACUACCCACUCCAAUCCUAAACAGCCUGGCAUUGAGUUGGCGCUUGAGAAGGCGUUGAAAAAUGACAGCAGUUUUGUUGUGUGGUCCAGUAUACCCUUUGGCUCUCAACCCGAUGUUAGGUAGAACUCAAACUGGGCCCUUAGCAAUAUCAGCGAGGCUAGAAUGUCAUCUCUGCAUCUUGAGCUUCAGAUAAAUAUGGCAACACUUCCAACAGCUGAGCCUUGGUGAGUUCAACUUUCAUCCGCUGAGUCACUCGAGGUGAAACAAUCUGAUCCACAGAUAGAGCAGGCGCUGAGUGACUCGCCUGUUUACGUGACUGACCUCCAUAUGUUGCUCUCCAAUAAUGUGAACCUGACUGAGGAGCAGUGUUGUCCUACAUUCCCUGUUCUGGGUGGUGACUUUGGCGUCAAGACUCACACAAUCUCUGGCUAUGGCCCUAUCGCAGCUGCAGCAGCAACAAAAAC